AAGUACAGGAGUUCAUAUAGCCAUAAGAGAAUCCUAAACCGACAAGGUUUUAGGUACCAUCCGUACGUGAGGAGACAAAGCCCUGAAAAAUAGAGACCUCAACAAGUGACGAAAGAGAGGCAAGUUUCAGCCAUCAAUGGAGACUCCGGAGAGAAGAGAGAGCUGCGGAUGCGGGUGCGAGAAACCGGUGCCUCACGCCUCCUUCGCGAAGCGACGCCCGCCGGGACUGGUGUUCUACCCCCUCGACCACCAGCUCAUCGCCAUCUUGCGCCGCAAGCUCUCGGGCUGGCCUCUCCGGCUGCCUCAUCCCUUCAUGGACCUCAAUGUCUACAAGCACACCCCUCAACAGCUCUCCGAACUGAACGGGUGUGGAGAGCGAGAGAAAGAGUGGUAUUUCUUCACGACCAGAGACCGGAAGUACAAGAACGGGACGCGACCCAAUAGAGAGGCCGGAGGCGGAUUCUGGAGGGCCAGCGGGUCGGCGGAGGAAAUCGUUCAUGACGGGCAAGUCAUCGGCUGGAAGAGGUCGCUCGUGUAUUACCACGGCAAGCCUCAGGACAGCGUCAAGACCGAUUGGAUCAUGCACGAGUUCACAGCCAAGGACGCUGAUUACAACAACAGCAACAAUCACAAGGGAACGACGGGCGAGAACGACAUGCAGCUUGAUGGCUAUGUGAUAUGCAAGAUACACAAGAAGAGGAGCAAGUCGGAAUCGGACGACCGCAAAGAGGAGGGCCGCAAGACUGGCCAGAGGAAGAGGAAGAGCGUGGCUUCAACCCAGGAUGGGUCCAAAGCUCCACACAAAGAUCCGGGCAAUCAUGGAAGUCACGCUGAAAGUUCGUCUCCUGUUCCCGGACCGAAUGACGGUGCGCCACUCGAGCCCUGGGGCCAGCUGGCUCCUAUCGCCGAGCUUCCGGGCGUGUGCGGCAGCGUUCCCACGCCUGAUCAGAGGCAGCAACAGCCGCAGGCAGCAAAGAAAGGCACGGUUUGUUUUGAAGACACUGACACUCUCAAUGACCCGGGAGUUGAUGCCCCACCUCUGGACAUGUUCGACUGGUGGGAGACUCAGGAGCAGCAACAGCAGACGGCCAACGAUGGUGCAAUCAAUUACAGUUAUCCUAAUGUUCCCACCGAUUCGGUAGCUUGGCCUCCACACACGCCCUUUAUUUCCUUGACUCGUGGACAACAACAGACCCCGGCUGAUCAAGCUGCGGCGGUCGACUUCAAUCCUGCAAAUAAUGCUUCCGACGAUUCGAUAUCGAACGGGGUGAACGCCAUCAGAGGUUUGUCGUUGGCCCACGAAGACGGUUCAGCAUUCACGGCUGACUUUGGUGAUGAUCUCCUAGACAGCAAUGGUUCUUCCUUGUGGAGGCAUUUCGACUAUAAAAGGUUUAUGGUUGUGGAAGACAUAUGAACUGCUUGGGAGAUUGUAUGGGUCAAGAGAUCUAUACUGGGUAGAUAAACUUUUAGCUGCUUUUGAUUAUUUGAACAUGGAUAGGGAUAGAAUAGAAUGAAGUGGGAUUAAAAUUCCUUUGGAUAGUGAGAAAUCCUGUCAUAUGUUUAGUGCACCUAGAAUAUGAUUGAAAAAAAUUACAACAAAAAUACUGAAAGAGGCAAAAAA
This is a messenger RNA of Syzygium oleosum, 1621 nucleotides long. Its product is annotated as NAC domain-containing protein 67-like. The record is from RefSeq and is a predicted model, not a curated record. Gene Ontology annotation, molecular function: DNA binding. Bases 137 to 1414 code for a protein of 425 amino acids. Lineage: Eukaryota; Viridiplantae; Streptophyta; Magnoliopsida; Myrtales; Myrtaceae. Gene Ontology annotation, biological process: regulation of DNA-templated transcription. The transcript has 3 exons.